AUGUCUCUGACAUGCGUAAACAUGUCCGAGGAUGUGUGGUUGACUUGCCUGACUCACGCAUUGUCCACAGAGACGGAAGAAAUCAUGGGACUCCUCCUCGGCGACAUCGAGUACUCGAAAAACGGAAGUGCGACAGCUGUGAUAUGGGGAGCAUCGCCUCAGUCACGAAUGACCAUAUCAACGGGCAGAACAACAAGGGUGAUAGGAUGGUACCACUCCCAUCCUCAUAUCACUGUACUUCCUUCCCAUGUUGAUGUUCGGACACAAGCAAUGUAUCAGCUUUUGGAUACUGGCUUCAUUGGCCUCAUCUUUUCUUGUUUCAGUGAAGAUGCAAGCAAGGUUGGAAGAAUCCAAGUUAUCGCGUUCCAGUCCUCUGAUGGAAAGCCCAAUACUCCUCCUAAACCAUUGAGCCUGCGACUUGCAAAUAAAGAUUCUGUCGUCGAUUUAGAAUCCUCAUUAAGUUCUUCAGACUCGAUAUUCCAGACUCUUCUGCUCGUGGAGACAAUUUUGUCCAAGACACUGCUACAAGGUGGAGGACGAGUUUCAGAUUUUGGGGAUUUCUUUGUUAACAAUGCUGACGCCAACACCAUGACGACCGGGAGAGAUAGGACAAGUGAAGGCAAUCUCAGCAGCUCAGUUGUGGAGAUUGAUCCAAUGGACAUGUCUGAAAGCAUGCAAGAGGCUAUGCUCCGUUCAAAUUUGGAAACCAGCGGUGAUGGAUAUGUUAGAAAAGAAGUCCCUCUCCAUGUUUUGCCGACUUCAUCCCUUGUUCAGCUCAAUUCACCUUUAGCAUCUUUUAAGGAUCUGCAACGAGUUCUCUACGAGGAGGAACGAGCAGCGUACCACCACUCUCUCCUGCAAAGCACCAGAGCCGGGAAAGUACAUCCCCUUGCCUUCAUUCACAACACAUCGUCAUAUCAGGCUUCAAUGUGCAAGCUGAUUGAAUACUGCUUGAGUCCCGCCAUUAACGCACUUCAAGAUAGGGUAAGGGAAAACAAGAUCCGGUUAGCAAUGCUGAUGGAUGAAGCCGACGCUCUGGACGCUCAGAAACUUAAAGGAGCAGAGACGAGCGGAGCACCAUCUCGUCUGGUUCACGGCUCUGGCAGCCGAAGCAGAAGAGGAUCCUCCUAG
Microthlaspi erraticum is the source of this 1131-nucleotide messenger RNA. NCBI's taxonomy places the organism in Eukaryota, Viridiplantae, Streptophyta, Magnoliopsida, Brassicales, Brassicaceae. The record is from the annotation of a GenBank genome assembly.